This is a messenger RNA of Panicum virgatum (switchgrass), 2333 nucleotides long. Its product is annotated as alpha-L-arabinofuranosidase 1-like. Gene Ontology annotation, biological process: L-arabinose metabolic process. Gene Ontology annotation, molecular function: alpha-L-arabinofuranosidase activity. The coding region runs from base 470 to 2065 and encodes 531 amino acids. Lineage: Eukaryota; Viridiplantae; Streptophyta; Magnoliopsida; Poales; Poaceae. The transcript is spliced from 17 exons. The record is from RefSeq and is a predicted model, not a curated record.
UUGCCUGGGCACAAGCAAACCCCAAGCCACUGUGUUUCUUUUCCCCUCCCCUCGCUGAGGAUCUUCCUCAGUCGCCUCCUCACUGCGGGUACGGGGGUUGGGACAGUUGGGUGGACUGACUGAUGAUCCAGUUUGGCGACAACGCCAUGCUGCUGCCAGAAAUGUGCAGCAGAGGCCCCUGAUGAUUUGCCUGGAGGUGGAGGUUUGCCUGCAGCUCUCGCCAUCACAAGUUCACAACGCCAAGAUUUGCCUUCCUGUUCUUUCCUCCCCUUGAUUGGUGUUUUAAUUUGAGAUUAACCACGCGGGAGCUGGUGGGUUAUGGGCAGAGUUGGUUAGCAACAGAGGUUUUGAGGCCGUCAUUAACAACACGCCAACCAUAGAACCAUGGAGCAUCAUUGGAGAUGAAUCCUCCCUUCAUUUGACGGCUGAUAGGGCCUCCUGUUUCACAAAAAAUAUUGUUGCUCUGAGAAUGGAAGUUCUCUGUGACAAUUGUCCACCUGGUGGAGUUGGCAUUUACAACCCAGGAUUCUGGGGCAUGAACAUAGAAGAAGGCAAAACCUAUAAUCUAGUCAUGUAUGCCAGAUCUCCUGACUCUAUGGAGUUGAUUGUUUCACUCACAUGUUCAAGACCUUCUGGCGCAUUGAAAAACCUUGCAUCAGCUUCGACACGACAUAUCAAUUUGUCUAACUGGACAAAGGUAGAACUGCAACUGUUGGCUCAAGGAACAUGCAGAACUGCAAGACUUGAACUAACAACUUCCAAAAGAGGAGUAUUAUGGCUUGACCAAGUGUCACUCAUGCCUUCAGAUACAUACAAGGGCCACGGUUUCCGAAAGGAUCUCACAUAUAUGCUUCUGGAUUUGAAACCACGAUUCCUACGUUUUCCUGGUGGUUGCUUUGUUGAAGGCAACUGGUUGAGCAAUGCUUUCAGAUGGAAGGAAACCACUGGUCCAUGGGAAGAGAGGCCUGGGCACUAUGGAGAUGUUUGGAAUUACUGGACAGAUGAUGGCCUUGGCUAUUAUGAGUUUCUCCAGCUCGCAGAAGACUUGGACGCUCUUCCAAUUUGGGUCUUCAAUGCUGGUAUCAGCCACAACGAUGCAGUUAACAGCAGUAUGAUUUUACCUUUUGUUAAGGAUGCAAUGGAUAGUCUUGAGUUUGCAAGGGGGAAUGCAGAAUCGACAUGGGGCUCUGUUAGAGUCGCAAUGGGUCAUCCUGACCCAUUUCCGCUGAAGUACGUGGCAAUUGGAAAUGAGAAUUGUGGAUACGGAUCAUACCGAGGAAACUACAUGGCAUUUUACUCUGCUAUAAGGAAGGUAUAUCCAGACAUACAAAUAAUUUCAAACUGUGAUGGCUCAUCUAAGGCACUCGACACUCCUGCGGAUUUUUAUGAGUAUCAUAACUAUACUGACACUGCUGCUAAAUUGUUUAUUGCGAAGAACCAAUUCGACAAGACAUCACGUAGUGGGCCUAAGGUUUUUAUCAGCGAAUAUGCUGUCAGAGAUGGCCAUAAUGGAAGCCUCCUUGCUUCACUUGCCGAAGCUGCAUUCCUUACAGGAGUAGAAAAAAAUAGUGAUUACAUUCAGAUGGCCAGCUACGCUCCUAUGUUCGUAAAUGAAAAGGACAGAACCUGGAGCCCAGAUGCGAUAGUCUUCAACUCCUGGCAACAAUACGGAACCCCUAGUUACUGGAUGCAGACAUUUUUCCGUGAAUCAAGUGGUGCUCUGAUUCAUCCGGUUACAAUCACAUCCAGGUACUCUGACUUGUUGGCAGCAUCCGCCAUUACGUGGCAGGACAAUGAAAAGAGCUUCUUGAGGGUAAAGAUUGUAAACUUUGGAUCUGGUGCUGUAAACCUUACUAUACGUGCAACUGGACUUCAGGUUGGUGUCAAUACAAAGAGAUCAAGAGUCACUAUUCUGACGUCUGGCAAUGUGCUGGAUGAGAAUUCGUUCAGCAACCCAGAAAAAAUCCUUCCUGUCAUGAAAGGGCUACCGAAUGCAGCAGAAGCCAUGCAUAGCUUCCUGAGCCCUUACUCGUUCACCUCAUUCGAUCUAGCUUUGGAUGAAUAAAGACGCGAAGAGCCAGCAGUGGGCAAGAGUUUCAAAAAGAUGUAGGAUGAUUAGGUGAUGUGUGGUGCACCGUGCACAAACUGUAGAAAGGUGGGGGUGUGGUGUGCUUUCUGGUACCUAAUGUUAUCCUUCGUCUUAUGAGUUGCAAGCAUAAUGCAGAUGUAAAUCAUGAUCGCUGCUAUCACCUAUUCUACUAAUAAUUAUUAUGAGGAUUAUACCAGGCAACUCAUAAAAGAAUCUGCAUGCUGAAUAAAUGGUUGUUGAAAAC